This is a messenger RNA of Phlebotomus papatasi, 516 nucleotides long. RefSeq names its product NADH dehydrogenase [ubiquinone] 1 beta subcomplex subunit 2, mitochondrial-like. The record is from RefSeq and is a predicted model, not a curated record. Bases 85 to 390 code for a protein of 101 amino acids. NCBI's taxonomy places the organism in Eukaryota, Metazoa, Arthropoda, Insecta, Diptera, Psychodidae. The transcript has 3 exons. Gene Ontology annotation, cellular component: mitochondrial inner membrane.
GCAAAAUCAGCUGUCGCGAAGUUUAUCCAAACAGAAAUUAUUAUCCAAAGAAAUUAUCCUCCGUGUUAGGAAGUGCAAAUUGUGAUGAUUUCUUCACGUAGUGCGUUAUUAGGAAGAUCAGUAGUAAAUGCCCUUCUGAGGAGCCCCAGUGGGGCUGUACAGAAGCAGGCAGUUCGCCGGGGACAUGCCUGGUCCUAUCGCACUGCGGCUCCACCCCAUUCUAAAGGAGUCAUCAUUGGAUCGUACAUGGUGGGUGGCUUCAUGUGGUGGUGGAUCCUGUGGCACCUCUGGCACGAACCUGAGCACUUAACCGGAGAAUUCCCGUAUCCGGAUCCCUCAAAGUGGACUAAUGCUGAACUAGGAAUACCCCCAGACGACGCAGAUGAGUAAAAAAUCCCCAGUUUUCGUUUAUCGCGAAAUUAGUGAAUUUCAGAGAAUCGUUAGAUUUGUCGAUUGACCAUCCUCCAAACAUUUGUAAGAAUCGGCUCUGCAAAAUAUAUUCUUUAUUAUUUAAAA